Echinostoma caproni is the source of this 756-nucleotide messenger RNA. NCBI's taxonomy places the organism in Eukaryota, Metazoa, Platyhelminthes, Trematoda, Plagiorchiida, Echinostomatidae. The record is from the annotation of a GenBank genome assembly.
AUGGAAAUCGCCCGUAGACGGUAUCUACGUUUGCAGAACUUGUCCACAAAGUUGACACCUCAAGGCAAUGUGAGUAGGUGUGUGCCUGAGACCAAAAUAGAACUGAUUUCCCAAAAAGCAGUUCCCGCGGAAUACGGCCCGUUCGAUCCGGAUCAAGCCACGGAGGAACGAAAGAAUGGGAGGAAGCGAACCGAUAACGCUGUUCGCGCUAAGGGUGCUCGGACCGGUCACCGUGAAUCCAUUCAGAGCGGAGAAGCACAAACAAGCAAUCGGCUGGGCAAAAAGACACGUCAAAGUCAACGGGCCACAAUUAUGCUGAUCGUAGUUGUGGUCAGUUUUGUCAUUACCGAAGCUCCUCAGGGGGUGUUCAACACACUCGUGGCCGUGAAAGGGGAAUGCUUUCAUUCAACUGUCUAUGUGCCUCUGGGUGAUGUGUUGGAUUUGGCCGUUCUGUUGAAUUCAUCGAUCAAUUUCAUUCUCUACUGUACAAUGUCCCAAAUGUUCCGAGCCAAUUUUGCCCGACUUAUUUAUAAAAUAUGUCCCUGCCUCUGUACGCGUCUGAUUCGGGUCAGUUCGGUGCACAGUCGUACCGCAGCGAAUUCCGUAAUACCUCAGUCCCAUAAGAAUCCGUUGGUCAUCGCACCAAACACAUGCGAUCAGAUCAAUCACAGACUGGUGCCAUUUCGUCAGAUUACAUCCGAACAGCCACGGCAGCCGGACGUGAACGCGUCUGUGAGAACGGUUAAACCUGUUUGA